AUGUCUGAGCAGGAGGAAGAAGCUGAUUCUCAGAAUGCUGUUGACUCAUCAAAACAAACAGAGGAUGCUCUGGGGUCUAUCGAUAUUCCAGUUCCCUCAGAGUCAGAUCAAACUGAAGGCUAUGAAUCUGAACUAGAUCCAUCUGGUGGAGGCCGUGAAAAACGCGUUGAGGACCUGAGUGACCAGAGCGUUUCAAGCCUGGAACUGAACGAUGUCGAGCAACUCAUGGACGGCGUUAUGAUAGCUGAACGAGCUGAAGACGGUGGAGGCUCUCUAGUGAAAUCUGGGAGCGCAGUGCAGUCAGCCAGACCAUAUUCAAAAGCGUCUCUGACAUUUAUGGAAAAAGUAAAGGCUGUGAAGGAAUCUCUGAGAAUACCAACGAAAGAUUCUUUAGCAACAGUAAAAGUCGUACUUCUUCCUGUGGGCCAGGAAAUUGUAAUUCCCUUUAAAGUUGACACUGUUGUAAAUUGCCUGAAGGAUCAUUUUUCACCCCUGUUAGGUGUUCCAGCUUUUGUCCUGCAGAUAAGAUGUGCAGGAACAGUUCUUAAAAAUCAUGAGACGCUACUACAACACGGAAUUAAGCCCCAGGAUGUUGUGCAAGUGGAAAUGUUUUCUUCACAUCCAGAUCUAUAUCCAGUCAGAAGAAUAGCUAGACCAGCUGAAGCCUCUCAGAUCAUAACAGUCAGAGUACAAACUGGCAUUGAUCAGUACCAGGAAGUAGCUGUUGAGAUGAUAAAAUCUGAUUUUCACAAACCAUUUCUUGGUGGAUUCAGACAUAAAAUAACAGGAAUAGAAUAUCACAAUGCUGGAACACAAACUGUACCUAAAAAGAUUCCUGAAAAACUGAAUGCUUUUUGUAGGGAUACGCAGACAGUUUUUCAGAAAGGAAAGCUCCAGCAAACUACAAAUACAACGUCCACACAGAUGACUAAAAUUGGUGUGUAUGUAUCAAAUAUUACUGACAAACUGGUAAAACCAGGAAAAUAUUUUUCAGCAGCAGAAUACCAUGCUAAGAGAUUACAGGCGAUAAUUGUGAUACAGACUUACUACAGACGAUGGCAUGCUAAAGUUGUGGUAGAGGAUUUAAGAAGACAGAAAAUGUUCAGGUUGCAGUGGGAAGCAGAGGAAGAACACAGGAAGAUAAGAGAAAAAAAAGAGUGGAUGAAACUGGAUUAUUACCGGAGGCAUAAUCCUCAAACAAAAGAAGAUUUUGAACUUCUUUAUAAUGCACUAGAACUCUGGCGGCAAGAAGAACUCACACGCAUUAACCAAUUUUUGACUGGAGCUGAAAGGAAAGCUGCUUUGUGUGAACUUCUGGAAAAAGAGACGCAGAUAAUUGCUUCCAUUGGGAGACAUAGAUAUAUCACUUACACAGAGAACCAGGAAGCAGAGAUACAAAGUUUUUUGGAUAAGUGUUCAGCUCCAAAGACGUGGAGAAGAUUUGAUGGCAAAAUAAUUGAGAUGGAUACACAAUUUACCAUCAGAGCCAGAGAGCUGCAAAACAUCUAUAGCUGCAUCAUGCUGAAGAAUGUCUCUCAAGAUGAGAGGCUGGACGUACUCUUAACGCUUAAACAUACAGUAAAGGAACAUGAAUGUAAACUGACUCAGGAAAUCCUGGAAUUGAUUGACAGGGAGGUGGACCUUAUGAUGAGAGGAGUCAAACAUCAGAAUCUUGAAGGACUCAGAAAAAGGAUUGCAACACUCUUUUUUCAUUACAUCAAAACACCUCUGUUUAAUCCAGAAGUUGCAAGAUACCUUAAGGUCCCUCAGGACCCACUGAAGUUCUAUAGGAAAAUUUACUUUUGCCACAGUUGCCAGCUCUAUUUGCCUUCUGCAGAGUUUCCUGUAUCAUCCACCUCACACCGCAUUUACCAAUGUCGUCAGUGCAUUAACCUUGACAAUGAGAGUCGAAAACGAGAAUCAUAUUUGAAGUACAAAUGUUUACUUCAACGGCUCUACUGUUCAGAAGCUGAUUAUGAAGAUGGUUCUGAAAUUGCUUUCCUGAUACAGCUACAAGAUAUUCAGUACCUGACAGAGAAUAUCUGGGCAUCCCAGUCUGUGCUCAGUGCUUGGAAGGAUCUCAAUGAUCUGGUCAUGGUCAGAUGGGAUAAGUCUGUGGAAUGGUCUCCCUGGAACUGCAUUCUUCUUACCAAAGAUGAAGGCGCUACUCAUCUCAAACUAAAGAGUAUUGAAGAGGGAUAUGAACCCUUGUUUAUUCACAAGAUCAAACACAAACACUUCCUGGCUAAGAACUAUUUUUCUCAAAUUCCACUACUGGCUUCAUUUUUACUUGAUGAUGGUGAAGUAGAGGAAAUCAGAAAGAAGCAUCAGUCAGAACCAACAACUAAGAUUUUAGAAGUCCACAGGCCUGGUCCUUAG
Messenger RNA from Budorcas taxicolor (takin), 2379 nucleotides. It is a transcript of the gene IQUB, whose product is annotated as IQ motif and ubiquitin domain containing. Gene Ontology annotation, cellular component: acrosomal vesicle; motile cilium. Gene Ontology annotation, biological process: cilium assembly. The transcript has 12 exons. The coding region runs from base 1 to 2379 and encodes 792 amino acids. NCBI's taxonomy places the organism in Eukaryota, Metazoa, Chordata, Mammalia, Artiodactyla, Bovidae. Gene Ontology annotation, molecular function: protein binding. The record is from RefSeq and is a predicted model, not a curated record.